Messenger RNA from Cercocebus atys (sooty mangabey), 863 nucleotides. Its product is annotated as 39S ribosomal protein L47, mitochondrial. Gene Ontology annotation, cellular component: mitochondrial large ribosomal subunit; mitochondrial ribosome. The transcript has a single exon. Lineage: Eukaryota; Metazoa; Chordata; Mammalia; Primates; Cercopithecidae. The record is from RefSeq and is a predicted model, not a curated record. Gene Ontology annotation, molecular function: structural constituent of ribosome. Bases 13 to 765 code for a protein of 250 amino acids. Gene Ontology annotation, biological process: mitochondrial translation.
UUAUGCGAAAACAUGGCUGCGGCAGGUUUGGCCUUUCUUUGUAGGAGAGUCUCAGCUGCCCUGAAAGCUUCCAGGUCGUUAAUAAUUCCUCAGGUCCCUGCCUGCACAGGGUUUUUUCUUGGUUUGUUGCCUAAGAGUACACCAAAUGUGACAUCCUUUCACCAAUAUAGAUUAUUUCAUACUACAUUGUCAAGAAGAGGACUAGAAGAAUUUUUUGAUGACCCAAAAAACUGGGGGCAAGAAAAAGUAAAAUCUGGAGCAGCAUGGACCUGUCAGCAACUAAGGAACAAAAGUAAUGAAGAUUUACACAAACUGUCGUAUGUCUUACUGAAGGAAAGAAACAUGAUUUUAACCCUAGAGCAGGAGGCCAAGCGGCAGAGAUUGCCAAUGCCAAGUCCAGAGCAGUUAGAUAAGGUAGUAGAUUCCAUGGAUGCAUUAGAUAAAGUUGUCCAGGAAAGAGAAGAUGCCCUAAGGCUUCUUCAGACUGGUCAAGAAAGAGCUAGACCUGGUGCUUGGAGAAGAGACAUCUUUGGAAGAAUCAUCUGGCACAAGUUCAAGCAGUGGGUUAUACCUUGGCACCUAAAUAAAAGAUACAGUAGGAAACGAUUCUUGGUCAUGCCUUAUGUGGACCAUUUUCUCAGACUGGAAUGUGAGAAACGAGCCCGCAUCAAAGCACGGAAGGAAAAUUUAGAGAGAAAGAAAGCAAAAAUUCUUCUAAAAAAGUUUCCACAUUUUGCUGAAGCCCAGAAGUCAAGUCUUGUCUAAGAUGUCUGAACUCUUAAAUUUACCAUUUUGUUUUUCUUGAAUAGUCUGUGUACAAGAGUAAAUAUGUUAAGUGGUUUAUAAAAAAAAAAAAAAAAAAA